Molecule: messenger RNA, 1744 nt
Organism: Botrytis fragariae
Lineage: Eukaryota; Fungi; Ascomycota; Leotiomycetes; Helotiales; Sclerotiniaceae
Product: putative glucose-methanol-choline oxidoreductase protein
Exons: 3
Coding region: 1-1737 (578 amino acids)
Molecular function (GO): oxidoreductase activity, acting on CH-OH group of donors; flavin adenine dinucleotide binding
Source: RefSeq, a predicted model, not a curated record
AUGGUCGUACCAACUGAUAAUCACUUCGACUUCAUUGUCGUCGGCGGUGGAACUGGAGGCAACACAGUUGCCGGCCGUCUAGCUGAGAACCCCAACGUGAAGAUCCUGAUCAUCGAAGCCGGCCCCGGACACAACAAAGACAUCCCCGAGAUCCAAACUCCAGCACGGGCUUUCGAACUCCGUGGAAGUCAAUAUGACUGGGCUUACAAAACUACCAUGAUUGACCGCGAAGAUUACACACGAGUUGAGAAGCCCAAUACUCGUGGAAAGGUCUUGGGAGGUAGCAGUGCUCUUAACUACUACACCUGGAUUCGAGGUAGCAAAGCUACUUUUGACGAUUGGGAGGAAUAUGGCGGUCCAAACUGGACUUGGGAUAAUUGCAAGGAGUAUUUUGACAAGCCAGCCAAUUACCACGAUGACAGUCACCUCUACAAUCCAGAUUUGGCGAAACACGGUCGUAAUGGUCCACUUGAUGUUGCCAUUUCUGACAUGGUGCCUGAGCUCGAGCCAUUCCGUAAAGCAUUGUCCAGCGCGUGGGUUAGCAAGGGGGGAAUCCUCAACGAUGAGAUCUAUGAUGGAGAAAUGCACGGAUUGGCUCGAUGCAUGAAUACUAUUUACAAGGGUGUGCGCUCUACAUCUGCCCUUUUCCUCGAAGGAAAACCAAAUAUCACUAUUCUCGGCGAUACCCACGCCAAACAAAUUCUCAUCGAAGAUGGAGCCGCUACCGGAGUCGUAGUAACUACAGCCGAAGGCGACGAACUAACCAUCCGAGCCAAAAAGGAAAUAAUCAUCUCGUCCGGCGUAUACGAGACUCCCAAACUCCUCAUGUUAUCUGGAAUUGGUCCCGUCGAAGAGCUUGCUCCCCAUGGAAUCGACGUCAAGGUCGAAUCCCAACACGUUGGAAAGAAUCUUCUCGACCACCCCAUCAUGCCCCACGUUUUCAGACUCAAAGAUGGCCUCGGACUCGAAGACCAUCUGCUACGAGCCGGUCCCCAACACGAUGGUGCUAUCAGCGCCUACCAAAAGAACAAGAGUGGUCCAUACAGUAGUGGUCUGCUCGAACUCGUCGGAUUGCCUCGUAUCGACGAAUAUCUCGCUACAAGCAAAGAGUACGCCGCUGCCAAAAAAGCCAACAACGAUAUCGACCCUUUUGGACCAGGCGGCCAACCACAUUUUGAGAUUGAUUUCGUGCCCAUGUUCAGCGACGCCUUCCAAUGGCACAUACCCACACCACCUACGGGAUCCUGGCUUACGGUUAUCGUUGAUCUACUCCGUCCUCUCUCGCGCAAUGGCUACGUAAAACUCAAUUCUACCAAUCCUCUUGAGCAGCCAAUUAUUAACCUCAACUUCUUCUCCAAUGAUCUGGAUCUCGUCGCUCUGCGUGAAGGAUGUCGAUAUGUGGAUGACAUGCUAAUGAACGGCGACGGAAUGAAAGAUAUCAUAGGAGAAGAUUAUCCAUGGCCUAUGCCCCGAAAUAGCGAUGAGGCUAUGAAUAAGAUGAUUUUAGAGAGAAGUCAGACUGGAUUCCAUCCCUGCGGGACCGCCCGCCUCGGAAAAUCCAUCGAGCAAGGUGUCGUUGAUCACGAACUUAGGGUCUUCGGUGUCAAGAACCUCCGUAUCACGGAUGCAUCCGUCUUCCCCGUCAUUCCCGAUUGUCGAAUUCAGAAUGCUGUUUACAUGGUUGCUGAAAGGGGUGCUGAUUUUAUCAAGGCUGUUCAUCCGGAGCUGUACCGGUAAUUGUUUU